CCGCUGAGCUCAGCCGGAAGUGUCGUUGGUCCACAGUGAUCUGUGGCGGCACUCUGUUAGCUUAGCGGCUAGUUUGUGCUUCUGGGAGUCGAAGUGGAGCUUUUCCAGAUGGGCGACAGCGACGACGAGUUGGACCGUCGGAGGCGAGACAAGUUCAGGCGGGAACGCAGCGACAUGGAGCGGUCCAGAGAGAGGGAGGAGCGGCGCAGGGACGACUGGGCCGACAGGGAGUGGGAGCGCGGCAGGGAGAGGAGGCGGGACUACGACCGCGGCCGCCGGGACCGCUUCUCCCCGCCGCGACACAUCAGCCCGCAGCACAAACGGCUGAGGAGAGACUGGGAGGACCACCGGGGGGAGCCGUACCGCUACGAGCCGCCCUACGGAGGAGGCGGGGCUCCGUUUCCAGGGGCGGGGCCUCAGGCCUGGCACCAUGACUUCCCCCACCUGCACCCCCACCCUGGAGGGCUCCCCCUACAGGGCAGGUUGGGGCUGCUGGACCCGGACCUGCCGCCUCCAGGACCGCCCAGCAUGAGGAGCUUCAAGGAGUUCCUGCUGAACAUGGAGGACAGCGUGGACGAGACGGAGGCGGUGAAACGCUACAAUCAGUACAAACUGGACUUCCGGCGCCAGCAGCUGCAGGACUUCUUCGUCCAGCACAAGGACCACGAGUGGUUCCGGUCCAAGUACCACCCUGAUGACAUCACAGCCAGGAGGGCGGAGUCUCUGGGCGCCCUGCAGACCCGGCUGGCCGUCUUCCUGUUCCUGCUGGACAACCGCUGGCUGGACGGCGUCUCUCUGGACAUGCAGCACGAGGCGGCCAUCAUCAAGCUGCUGGACGCAGCUGUGAUCAAGAUGGAGGGAGGGACGGACUUUGACCUGCAGGUCCUGGAGGCUCCAGCAGGGGGCGGCGGAGACGCAGCAGAGAAGAGCCAGGCGGCUCCAACGGAGGGAAGCGGCGGCGCUCAGAGCGGGCCGGAGGCGGCCGGGUCGGACGGCGCUGAGGGAACCAAGGAACCCGACAAGAACCACGAGGAGCCCGGCAGCCUGAAGGAGGAGAGAGAGGAAGAGGAGGAGAAGACGAUGAAGAAGGGCAGGAAGAGGAAGCGCAGCCUGUCGGCGGACAGCGGCGAGGGCAGCGGCUCCGACUCCGACUCCUCCCACUCUGACAAGGAGGAAGAGGAGCGCCGUCAGGAGAGAGAGGAGGCUCCGCCCACGCCACGCCCCCUGCACCUGACCACCUCCCUGUUCAUCAGGAGCAUCGCUCCGGAGGUCGCCAAGGACGAGGUCACCGCCCUCUGUCGCAGGUACCCCGGCUUCCUGCGGGUGGCGCUGUCGGACCCUCAGCCAGAGCGGAGGUUCUUCCGGCGCUGCUGGGUGACCUUUGACCGCAGCGUCAACAUCAAGGAGACGUGCUGGAACCUCCAGAACGUCAGGCUCAGGGACUGUGAGCUGGCGCCGGUGGUGAACCGGGACCUGAGCCGGCGGGUCCGGACCGUCAACGGCCUGACGCACCACCGGCCCGUGGCGAGGAACGACGUCCGGCUGGCGGCGCGCCUCGUCCACAGCCUGGACCAGCGGGGGGCGCUGUGGACCACGCAGGUACCGAACCGCCCGGAACCCGACCAGAACCAGAACCCGACCCGCUCACCCAGAACGCCUCUGCUCCUGCAGGCGGAGACCAACCCGGUUCUACAGAACAUCACCGACUAUCUGAUCGAGGAGGUCAGCGCCGAGGAGGAGGAGCUUAUCGGAGCCGCCGGCGCCGACGACGACCCCAAGGCCACCGACGUUCCCGUGGAAACGGACCAGAAGCUGCUGCAGGUUCUGGACCGCCUGCUGCUCUACCUGCGCCUCGUUCACUCGGUGGAUUACUAUAACUUCUGUGAGUAUCCUGCGGAGGACGAGAUGCCUCACCGCUGCGGCCUAGUCCAUGUCCGCGGCCCGCUGCCGGUGGCCCGCAUCACUCCAGCAGAGGCCACUGAACACCUGCGGAUGUGUGAGGAGCGUCUGGCUCCUCUGUUCUCACCGACGGAGACGCUGAGCGAAGAGGAAGCAGUUCGGCUGGGAAAGAAAGACCCGGAACAGGAGGUGGAGACGUUCCUGGCGUCCAACACCCAGGAGCUCAGUAAGGACAAGUGGCUCUGUCCUCUGAGUGGGAAGAAGUUCAAGGCUCCAGAGUUCGUCCGUAAACACAUCCUGAACAAACACGGCGAGAAGGUGACCGCCGUCAGACAGGAAGUGGAGUUCUUCAACAACUUCCUGUUGGACGCCAAGAGACCCGCCCUCCCUGAGCACAAGCCCCUCCCACCGCCGGCUCAAGCCGGUCCUCCAGGCAUGGCGGCGUUUCCUGGUCAGUCUCCGCAGCAGCAAAGCCUUCUGGGAUACCCUCCAGGCAUCAGGCCGCCGCUGCCCGGAUUCCCAGGUGUUGGACCCCACCUGGCGCCGGGCCAGUUUGGGCCGGGCCGCGGUCACUAUGACAACUUCAGAGGAGGCGGAGGAGGAGGAGGAGGAGGUGUGUUUCCAGGGAAACAGAGGAGCAGCAGGGGCCUGAGGGGCGACCCGCGGUCCAUCAUCGAGUACAGAGACCUGGACGCUCCGGACGACCUCGACUUCUUCUAGCACAGCUUUCUACUUUUUUAUUCCCGUCUGAGUGUGUGUGUGUGUGUGUGUGUGAGCAGGACCAACAUCAUGAUCUGAUCCAGGAGAGUUUUUCCAAUAAAGACCAGAACAGAAACUCCA
Messenger RNA from Poecilia latipinna (sailfin molly), 2739 nucleotides. Its product is annotated as serrate RNA effector molecule homolog. The transcript is spliced from 20 exons. The coding region runs from base 109 to 2619 and encodes 836 amino acids. Gene Ontology annotation, cellular component: nuclear body. Lineage: Eukaryota; Metazoa; Chordata; Actinopteri; Cyprinodontiformes; Poeciliidae. Gene Ontology annotation, biological process: mRNA processing; primary miRNA processing. The record is from RefSeq and is a predicted model, not a curated record.